Messenger RNA from Bufo bufo (common toad), 2152 nucleotides. RefSeq names its product paralemmin 3 (gene PALM3). Gene Ontology annotation, biological process: regulation of cell shape. The transcript has 6 exons. NCBI's taxonomy places the organism in Eukaryota, Metazoa, Chordata, Amphibia, Anura, Bufonidae. The record is from RefSeq and is a predicted model, not a curated record. Bases 108 to 1712 code for a protein of 534 amino acids. Gene Ontology annotation, cellular component: membrane.
CCCCUGUCCCUCCCUCCGCCUCCUCCUCUCCUGUCCGGUCCUCACUCUCCAAUGUGACCGGGGAGCAGCAGCUGUCAGCGGCCGGAGCAGAGGCGAGGAGCAUCAAGAUGGGGGAGACGCAGAUCUACAGCCAGCGCCUGCAUGGAAUCAAUGAAAAGCGCAGGAUCCUGGGAGAGGUGGACGUCAUACAGAGGGAGCUGGAACUGCAAAAGGUGAAGCUGCAGCAACUGAAGAGGAAGUCUCUGCGGGAUCGAUGGUUGAUGGAUGGCCUGGUCCCUUCUCCAGGUGCAGAAAUAGAGAAUCCUCUAAGUGAGACAGAAGAUAACAUAAAGAAGCUGGAAGAUGAACUGAAGAGCCUCCAGUUACAACUGGUCUGUUUGGAAAACCCAGAACUGAAAAUUGAGAAUUUAAAGAAACAUCAGGGCUCAGACUCACAUAAACCAAUUGUAAAUGGUGACCAAACCCAACAAAUCUCUGACCAAAAAAACCCAACUCCCAGCAGGAGAGAAAUUCAACAAGAACACAAAGUCAUACAAGAAGAAGAUGUACAGCCUAAUGGGGAAGAGGAAAAACAUGGGGAAAAUGUUGACCAAACACAAAAAGAUCCUACCGUGAGUAAAGAGGUGGUGGUAGGACAUCCAACGGCAGCUCCUCGGGGUAUAAGAGUUUCUGGAAAUCAGAUGGAAAAGAAUCAAGAUCAAUCAUCUCCAGAUCAGAAGCUGGAGAUUGUGGACCAGAGAAAUGAAGAAGAACAUGACAAGGAAAUUCAGAAUAUUAAUCAUCGUCAAGAACCUCAGGAUGACACAUCUGAGAAUCUGGGUUCAAAUAAGGAGCUUAAAGCUGAAAGCCUUGACCAGGAACAUACUUAUACAGACCAGAAUUCUGAAUGUCUAGAUAAAAGACUGGAGCUGGAGGAGGAAAACUUGGAACAUCUCACUAAGGGAUUAGAGCAUGUAGAUCUUAACUUCAACGCGGAAAGUCCUAAGGUGGAUGUCUCACAACCAAGUCUAUCAAAUGAAGGCAUAAUGAAUGAUUCAGAUAUGGUCAAAGUAUUAGUGCUUGAGAAAAUUGAACUACAUGAGGAUGAAACACAACCAUCUCCUAUUAUCAAGAAACAAGAUGAACCAAGCGACAAUAGCCAAGGUGGAGAGGAGAAGCCAGUGUCAGUAUCAAUUGUCCCAAAUCAAGAUGAAGAGAUUACAGUACCAUGUAGAAAUCAAGACCAAAAUGUAGAAUCUGCACUUUCAAGAUGCCAAGAGGAACCCCUUGACCUCGUGCCUGUGUUGAUAGGUCAUGACAAAGGUGAAGAUUUGGAGUCAAAUUCAUACACUGCACACCAAAGCCUUGUAAUAUUGUCAUCCAACCAGGAACAGAGUACAAAACUGCCAUGUAAUGACCCGAAUCCUAGCCUAUCACUGCCAUGUGAGGACCUAACACGUCAAGUCCAGAUAUCCCAAGUGGUAGUCAUAUCAGCUCCAGGAAACACAUCUUCUGGAGAACUUUCCCAGCACUCUUCUCAACUGGGUCCUUCAACUGACCUCAACCGACCUGGUACAACAGAAGCAAGCUCUCCUGCAGAAAGCCAGCCCCUCUUGCACAAACCAACAGAAACUGAUGCACAGUCGGGCCCUCAUGGGACUAACACGGCAGAGACACGAGAUAAGAACCCACCUGUGAAAAAGAAGAGUUGUCAGUGCUGUGUGGUCAUGUGAAAAACGGGACACUACACUAACAACAAAAUCAAGAGUUCCCAAGUGCAGCAUUCAUCUCUGUGGUUUGAAAUAAGAAUUUGCAUAUUAUAGGUCGUCGGAGAGGAUAACAUUUGCAGUAAAUUCUUGGCAGUAGUAUCAGGGCUAUGACUACCCAAUAUUAAAUUAAAAGAAUAUAUUGUAUAUAAGUGUACCGUAUACGUCACCUGCACACAGUGGAUGUCGCCAUCUUGUAGGCUUGGAACCAGCACUUCUGGAAGGGCUCGUGAAUAGUGAUACAAGCCACAAAAUUGCUACCACUGUGCCCAGGGCAUGGUUUGCACUUUAAGUAUUUUAAUGAAAAAAAAAAUUAAUACACAAAAACGGAUAAUGAAAAAGGAAAUAUGUUAAUAAUUGUAUGAAUUUAUUAUGAAUAAAACAAAACCUGUAUUUUUCAUUCAGAA